CUCACAGCAGAAGACAAUAACGUUCUCAUUGUCCAUUAGACACGCUCGCGAGCCAUCUGUCCGAUAACGAAGUUUAUAAGGCGUGUCGAAAGACUACCGAAGUCAGCUUCCUCCACCGUGAAUCUUCUCCGUGUUUUUUGCUCGCAUAAUAACGAGUAACCGAGUGUAGACGUAAAGAGAGAAGAUAACCGCUAUUGCACGGAAUACCUUGAGUUAUCCUUUACCUCAAUCAAAUAUUUUCUACGUCGGAUAUGCCCAGCACACGUGGUGGCCGAGCAUGCGUGAAGCCGCAUUUAUUCAUCGUAAAUAAUUAUGCAGCGCGAGCGAAACAUCCAAUUACUGGACUUGACGAAAAAAAAAAGAAAAGAAAGGAAAUAAGAGGAAGUAUGAGAAACGAAGAAAGAAGCAAAAAAGAGCGUACGUAGAAGAUUAAUAAAAACUCGAAACAUCAGUUAUAAAGCAACUACCUGAAUCUCACGCGCCAACCAAUGGCAAGACUAAGUUUUCAUAUACUAUAUCCAGGAUACGUCCACGUCUCAACGCAUGGUAAUUGGUCACUGACUCUGCUCUGGUAUCUGAUUUCAAGGAGCUUUCUUAUCAGAUUUCACAUGAUGGCGUCGAUUUGAAUUCCUGUGAUUAGAAUAAUCAACGAUUAUAAUUCUUUAAUUCAUUUCGUGGUACGAUAGUACUUGACAGCACUUACAUACGGAAUCAGGUACAUAACUCUGAUAUAAUUAUAGAUAGUAAAUAUUAAUUUUUGAAAUUCCUCAGUACAUUCACAAGUUUGCCUCUAUGUUUUCUUUUUUAAUGCUAAUGGAUUCUUUAUAUCCUGAUACCCAAGUGAGUCUGGAUAAAUAUUAAUCCACGCAGUAGGCUCUAUGAUCUACAACUGUAAUUAUUACUCUUUUGGUUUUCCUCAUUCCAUUAAGGACAAGCGACACAAACUCAGGAGCCUCAGAAGCGUGACGUCCACCACAUUGGCAAGAUGUACAGUGUCCGGCGCAACCUUAAAAGAAUGCAACCUAUGAGCGUCGCGCCGACAUUCCACUCUCAGAAGGUGAUUCACAGCGAUUGUGCCUGACUAACACAGCAUGCUGACUCACAGACAGACAGUCAGAAAGACAUACGGGAUGAGCUAAAAGUCGUUAGAACGGACUCUGACUCCGUCUCAAGGUGCAGCCGUGUGGCGCCUGAAGACAUUUUUUCUCUACGCCUCUACCCGUGCAAUUUUCCAACGACUCUGAUCAUUCCUAACAGUGAGUAUGCACAGGGAGGAAUGAGAAAGAGGAGAGAUCAGUCGAUCGACGCGCCUCCUGUACAACAGACGCAAAAAAAGGCUAAGUUAUAAACGUGUAACAAGGUGAUCCUUAAUCGUGAAAGGAAGAGGUUAGGAAUUUGUACCUGAUAGAAGAGGAUGCUCUGCUACCCGAUGAACCACAGGGUCUUGUAGAAAUGGAGCAGCUGCUAGGUUGGCAGUACUGCUACUGGCGUAAGUGGUGCUGGGUUUGCAAGGUGAACCGGAAAUAUUUGAGUAAAUGGUUACUGGUACCAGGACUUAAUAACCGGUGCAGGUGCCCUCAACGCCAUUUUUCUUCUCAACCAUUACCAGUAUACCCAAAGACUCUUGGACGUGGAAUUCCUUGGGUUAAAUUUUAUUCUCCAAGUCGACUACCAUUGGUCAAUAAGUCCUGCUGGAUAAUUAUUCAAGAUAAGGAAAGAUUAUUGUCUGAGGACUCUGAUUUGAACGUCUACGUACCAUUGAUUCACGUAGUGAAAUGGAGAAGCUUCGAGAAAGGUCCAACCAAUGACAACGAGUCCAGUUUACGGCGGGUACACCUAGAGACUUUUGGUAAGAAUGACAUUGCCAGACCGGGUUAUAUGGCGGACAAUACCAAUCCGGUUCUCAGAGGGUUCUAG
This is a messenger RNA of Cephus cinctus (wheat stem sawfly), 1917 nucleotides long. RefSeq lists its product as uncharacterized. NCBI's taxonomy places the organism in Eukaryota, Metazoa, Arthropoda, Insecta, Hymenoptera, Cephidae. The coding region runs from base 1453 to 1917 and encodes 154 amino acids. The record is from RefSeq and is a predicted model, not a curated record. The transcript is spliced from 3 exons.